ACUAAAAUCUAGGGACAUGCAGACUCCUCAUGACUCCUCAUGUAACCACUUCCACUAAGCACGUGACAGAUUAUCAAUAAGCCUGUAAUUGAUUCUUCCUGUUCAAUGCGAAUUGCAUUCUCCGGUCUAAUUGCUGUUUUUGUUUCUGUAUUCCUAAUUUAUCCGCUAGGUCAGUCUGCUUGGUUUUUGGCGCCCAGUUUUGGUGUAGCAGCUAUAUUUCGAUUGGUUCCUCAGUGACUCAGAAAUGCACCACCUCUCGUGGAUCCUCUUUCUUCGUCUUCGAUUGGGACCCUUUUUUGUGCUUCGUGUCAAUUCGCACGUGCGUAGAUAAAUUUGGGGACGGUGAGAACCGACCUUCGCUCUCUUCGUCGUUCUCUAUCUACUACUCGCAAUCGCCGAUCGUCGUCGUCGCCGUCUCGCAUACUGGUUGUGCUUUUUCAAAGCCCUCUAGCAAUUCGGAGCUCCGAUCGCUGCUGCUCUUCGUUGUACCUUCAGUGUGGAGGGAGUUUAUUGUGGCUAAAGCAUGAGUAGGCAGUGCAGUUCAAAAGUUUUCGUUUUUUAAGUUGUGCGUUACUUGGCAGUUAGAGUCAGCGUGGUGAAGGAUGAAGGAGAUGAAUGUGCAGACACACAUGUCAGGACAGAUAUCUGGGCAGGUGCCCAAUCAGGCAGGCACUCAGAUGCCUGUGCUGCCCCAACAUAAUGGAAAUUCCUUUCCCACAUUACGUUCAAUUAUGCAAGAAAAGAUCUGUCAAAUUAUACAGCAGCAGCAACAUCCCCAGCCAAUGAGUGACACAAAGUUUAGGGAGAUUGUUAAAAAAUUGGAUGAGGGUUUGUUGCGACAUGCGCACACAAAGGAUGACUAUAUGAACAUGGAAACGUUGGAGAGUCGUUUGCACAAUUUGAUUAAGCGACCCCAAAACCAGAGCCAACAGUAUCAACAGCUUGUUAUUUCUUCCUCGCCUAUUGGUACGAUGAUACCGACCCCUGGUAUGUCACACAAUGGGAGAACUCAAAUAUGAUGGUUACUUCUUCUGUGGAUGCUUCUAUGAACACUAGAAGAGGAAGUACUAGCAUUGCACCUACCACAGUCAACACAGGGAACCUGUUGCCUGCUGGAGCUCAAUCAGAACCA
Molecule: messenger RNA, 1132 nt
Organism: Prunus avium (sweet cherry)
Lineage: Eukaryota; Viridiplantae; Streptophyta; Magnoliopsida; Rosales; Rosaceae
Source: RefSeq, a predicted model, not a curated record